Molecule: messenger RNA, 4829 nt
Organism: Pomacea canaliculata
Lineage: Eukaryota; Metazoa; Mollusca; Gastropoda; Architaenioglossa; Ampullariidae
Exons: 7
Coding region: 253-4254 (1333 amino acids)
Source: RefSeq, a predicted model, not a curated record
CUGUGACGUAAUUAAUGUUGACGUCAUAGAUGUUUGACGAGGACCGAAGCUGUUACAAAUUUAAGAUGGCGUGAUCUGGUGUGUGUGUGAGCAGCAACAGCAGCAGCAGCAUGGGAAGAAAAGCAUCGUCCGAGGAGUUUCACUGUUAACUGAAUAAAGACGAGUCCGCUCUCAGCCCUUGUACGGCAAGCACCAGAGACAAUAUUUCAUCUCACACCAGAAGAAAGAAUCUGAGCACGACGCCGUCUAAAGAUGUUAGCUGCAACAAGUGACAACCAGCCAGGCGAUGUGUCUGCAACAGCUUACUGCGUAGGUCGGGCAGACCUCGCGACAGAACGGCGUCUGUCGGAGGGUUUCCUGCCGUUCCACAGAGACACGUUGUGCUUGUGUACCAGUGACCACAACCUUGCCGGACAGGAGCGAUGCUUGAGCUACAGCCGGUGUCAGGAAAUCAUGGGCGUGGGCCACUAUGGUCUCGGUCAGCAGCAGCAAGAGAUGGCAGGCGGACACACAGUGCAGCUGCCUCACAACUCUGCAGACCUUGACAUGCUACUGCUGCAUCCUGCCCAGGUCGGCGCUCCAGAGGACGACUGCGCUUUUGACUACGUCAGGGGUGAAGAGAUGCUAAGUACAGGAUGCGACGGUUGCAAAGAUUCGCCAGAAGCAUCAAGCACCCGGCAGUGUUCGGAAAGGGAAUCUGAGUGCGGCGCCUUCCCCUGCUCAAGCGAGGACGAGUGGCACCGGAAUGCGACUUUGGCUCGUGCUGCAGAUGUGCGCCAGAUGAAGGCCACCAGCUUUGUUGUUACCCAGACUCUUUCGUCCUCGACGAGUUGUCUAUCCGACACCAACCUUAAUGCUGACCCGCUCAGUCCACCAGUCACUUGCCAAAUGGAUGUCGGUCUGUCACGUUCUGUUCUGAAAGCAGCCGCAUUGGUUACUGCGUCAAGUAACGAGCAGAGAGGCAACCGUGGUGCAGAGGAUGUUGGCACAUCCUCACGGAUUGAAGCGCCAGACAGCCAUGCGAGCAGCGAAAUAAACAACUGUAUGUCCCAUUGUGUUAUGCCAUCGCGGCAUGCGACCCUCUUCAGGCAGGUCGACGAAUCCCGUGACAAGAAUACGCAGGCACAGUGCAGAGUCUGUCCACCACGUCUGUGGAACGUGAAGAAGCAACGAGAAGUUACAUCUACAGCACGAGUGGCAAACUGUUUUGAAGAUUAUGCCGACGGGAACCGCAGAUGGGCCGCUGUUGCCAAGACUCUAAUGCUAAUUCGUUCAGACAGCGGCACGGAGUGCAGUCAUUCCCAGGUAAGAGAAAUUAACUGUCCACCCACUGACUUCCUCCACACUGAGGGCGAACGCUUUCGAGACAGGAAUACCGUCGCAGAGCUUGAACACUGGGCUGAUGAGAACGACAACACUCCCAAUUUUACUUCACAAACAAGGUUUAAGCGAUCUUUCAAAGAUAUGCAACAUCUAGAUGGAAGGCAGGCACCAUUGUUUCUUCACGAGGCUCACAGGCCGAUCUGCGACAGUGAUACACGGAGUUCUCAGAACGUGCUUCUUCGCUGUGGGCAAUCGGUUAGUAGCAUUACAUUUCCAGCCAUUGUCGACUUGAGAAGUUGUGACAAACCCGUGGACAGGAGAGGAAACCCAUCUUGCUUCACCUCGUCGUCAUGCUCAGUGUACACUCAGUCAGGUUGUCAGGGCCAAGCCUCCUGGAGCUCUAAACGUGAUCUUCGACCAUCUCGUGGUGUCUCGGCACAGAAACGCACGAGGGAGACAAGACCAGGGGUCCUCGGUCGGCAAGGAGACCCACUGGAAGUAACGAAAAGACACCUCAUGCGACUUAGAUGUGGAAACCAGUCGCGCUUGUCUUUAAUCAAGGGAUCAAGUUUUCUGCGUCAUCGCACUGUCUCACUAAAAUCACCGAGUCCUAAAGUAAGUCCGUGUCGGAGGCUUCCCAGUGCCAACUCUGUCAUUAAUAACUCUGCCAGUCAAGCGUCGGAGGAUCGGCAGGAGACACAGAGAAGUAAUCAGAGGAUGAGCGUGCCUCGCAUGUAUGAAGUCAGAAGCAGUGGGGUGCAGACAGAGGACAUCAUGAUCUGUCCAUCUAGCCACACCAGCGUCGUAUACCGGGAAGAGAAGCCCGAGAGCAACAACAUGUGCAGCUUGCAUGUGCGGGAAGGCCUGGAAACGAUGGACUCCUCCUUGUCUGUGUCGAGCCUUCAGCCUUAUGAAUAUUCUCCGAUGCGUGAGCGGUGGCACAGAGACGUCACCUCAGGGGAUACGUGUGCAGUUUGUGACUGCCGACAUGCAGUGAGUAACGCAUGUGCAGAACCAAUGGCUUCGAGGAGCCGCAGUGAGCUGCGGAGAGCUGGUCACUCCAGCGAAAAUUGUCUUCGGCGAUACUCGUUUCCCUGCAAUCAACGGAGCUUCGCCUCCAGGGGCCAGUGUGCGAGACUGCACAGACUGGGGAGAAGGAUCAGGGGCUUGAAGAGAGGGCCUGGCGUCAGUCUUCGUACCACAUGCACGGAUAGCGCUAAGGCACCCUUUGAGCACUUAGAAAGACGUCAGGUAAGCCAUCGACCAAGUGAGGUGGCGCACAAUCGACAAGCCUAUGAUUUUUCUAGCGCUACAGAGAGUCACGAAGAGAACCUAGGCUUGAGAGCAGACAAGACUGGCAGGACUCUUUACUAUCCUUAUUAUAGGAAUAGUAUCAAGGACUCAAUGCGCAACCAUUCAAACAACACCGUCAUUCCGCAAGCAAAAACAAAGGUUAGAAACGAAGAGCUUGACGGCGCCUGUGAAAGAUCGAAGACAGCGCAUUAUGAACACCCGCCGCGCACCAGAUCAGUGCUAGACGAUCAGUCAUCGCGGCGGCCUUCCGUCGUCCACAGUGCAAGGUCACGGGACUGUUUGGAGGCCGAACCUGACUUUGAUAAGGUGCCGUGCUCGUCUCGAGCGGGCCCAUAUAGGCCCAGUUCCUCACUCGUUGAACCGAUCACCACUGCCACCACAGACGACGACGACGACGACGACUACGACGAAACUCCGUCAAGAAAGGCUUCAGUCCGACUGGCCAAAGCUGGCCAUACGCCUGGCCCCCAAGAGACUCGCUGGAACAACACCGUAAGAGUCUGUAGUCAGGUCUACGCCCACGCCGGGGCCAGCGACGCCUCUGUCCCAAAGAAAAUGAAAGCAAGUCAGCGGUCUUUGCUCACAAACAGGCGUGAGUACGUGGGCCCUUUCUCGGGCCACGGCAGCACGCCUUGCGCGGAAAUGGACACAUGGAACACGGCCUCCGUGUCCACCGCCUGGCAGAAGUCAUGUCAAGACUUGCCGCCGCGAUGCGCGGUCCGCACCAUAGGGGACGCAGGCACUUCUGCUGCAGAUGGUAGCAACGAUGGCGGGCCGCGGCCAGGAGAUUCUCGGGGCACCGCAUGCUUCCAGGAAAACAGUUCCAAAUCUAAAAGAAUAAAAAAACGAAAGGCCAGAUUGUAUCACAAAGCCCGGCAGCUGCUCCGUCGGAUGUGCCACAUCAAAGGUAAAGAAGAGAUCCUUUUCAGAGCGGCUAUUCGACUCCAGCGAAAGCGUCUAGAAAUCCAGGAGCUUCAUUCUGCGAUGUUGGUGGCCGCGAAACAUUCGACACCACAGUCAGGGGACGAAGAUCAAAGGUCGAUUUCAUCAAUAUUGUACAGAAGAGCCCAGAAACUGGUAGCUGAUCAGAUGCUAAGUCACGAUGGCUGCGAAGGGGGAGACUCGAGAAAAGGUCAUCCACACCGGUCGCGGUCCACUCGACACCAUACCCAGCAUUACGCACACCAGUCCACCCAGCCAGACCGCUAUACCCCCUGUGAGCACGCCUCUGCAGGCGACAAAACAAAUGGCCAGCAAUGCAAAGUCAGUUGGGGAGAGUCACAGCAGCAGCAGCAGCAGCAGCAGCAGCAGCCGCAGCAGCCGCAGCAGGUGGGGGGUAGGGGAAGGUCGUCCACGUCGUCAGCAUCCGGCAGCACCGCCACCGGGUGCAAGGUGGGCGUGCACACUGAGAGCAGCGUCCACAAGGACGAUGACAGCGAUUAUGAUGACGAUGACGACGAGUCGUACUCGUCGGGCACUCGAAGCGAAGAUGAGGAGAAUAACCUGGAUGAAAAACCGUCCACAAGUAAACGAAGAUCGGACGCAGACACCGCAUCGGAGUCUUCUGACGACGAUUCCGAGGAUCCUACCAAGUGUGGCUUCUUCCGAGAGCAGUGACGUCACGAUCAGUCUCCUUUAUCCCUCCCUCAAUCCCGCACAUCCAUCCAAUCCUUGACUGUCUGCGAGACGACAGCCAAACAUGGUCGUUCUCUCCUCUCACCUGCUUGUGAUGAUGGCGAUGAAAAAGAGGAAGAAAAUCGCGAUGGCUGCGUGUUCUUCGCGACGCUGUUGUCUCUUCUCUCGUUCACUCACACACUCUGUAUGUCUCUCACACAUACACAUAAGAAUGUUUUUCCUCUACUCACUCCAUGGCUUUUCUAGAGUUGUUUUACAUGCAUUGAUGUCCACGUGUUUCUCUCUACUGCCUGUCUGUUCCUUCUCGUAAUAAAUUCUUGUUUUUAAAGAAUUAUAUAAUAUAGUUCCCGCUCACCCUGUAACGUGAGCCAUUUUUAUUUUUUUUUUAACGAUACGGGAUUCUGAAAUAUCUGCCUAUAGAAUGUCCAGAGUAAAGCAUCAAAUAGCGUAAAGAAGGUACUUUUUACUAUUCUUGCUUUGAAACGCAAAGCUUAGUUUUCCGUGCGAAAUUUGUCUUGCAGAAGAUCAAUAAAAUGCACGUUUCCCUCAUUUAAAAA